GACUGGCGCCCUCUCUCUCUCCACAGCACGAAGAAAAAAUGACUUGAGAGCUUUCUCUCUUCUUUUUUUCCCUCUCAAAGUACUUGAGUUGGUUGUGGUCUACGACAUUGCCAUUACUUACUUUGAGCCUCUUGUUUUUAAUCUGUUCUUAUCUCUUAAUUUUUCUUUUUCUUGCCUUUAGCUUGUGGGCUCAGUCUGUAUUUCUAAUUUCUAAAUUUGUGUUUUCUGUUGGGCACUGCCACCGAACUUCCUUGAUUCCUUUUAUUCCCUUCUGACCCACAUUGCAUUCUCUGCAUCGAAUCUACAGUUCCAUUUUCAAUCCUUUUCGAGGUUAUAUAUAUGGAGCUUUCCUCUUAGACCUCCCCUGUGCUCACAUUGUCUUGAAGAACAACUUCAAUGCAAGCAAAACGAUUAACCUGUUUGUGUGUAAUCAUUCGGUGUUCUUGCCUUUUUAAAUUUUCUGUCUUCUGUUUGUGGGUCUUCGGGCUUGGUUUGUCUGGUUGAGCUAGAGUCUUUCGGUGGGAUUGGAUUAUGUAAUUCUGUUGCUGGCUCGAUGUUUGUUUGUAUUCCCUGAAUACAUAUCUGCCCUUCUCUGUUCAGUGUUUGUUAGGAUUGCACUUUCUCACCUUCUGCAAUACUCAAAUAAUGUAAUUUAUCCGGAUAUUAAAUCGCCGGUCCCUCUAAUGUCACCCUUCCUUCUCCUGAGCCAUUGAAGAAAGAGUACCCAGUUGACUGAGUUGCCAAACAAGAUGGAAGAGACCUUCGUCCCUUUUCGCGGAAUCAAGAGUGACCUCCAUGGAAGGUUGAUGUGUUACAAGCAAGAUUGGAGUAGUGGUGUCAAGGCAGGCUUCAGGAUUUUGGCGCCCACCACGUACAUAUUCUUCUCUUCUGCGAUUCCAGUCAUUUCAUUCGGUGAACAAUUGGGCAGAAAUACAGAUGGGAUUCUAACAGCAGUUCAAACAUUAGCAUCUACAGCAUUAUGUGGGAUUAUACAUUCUAUCAUUGGAGGCCAGCCCUUGCUGAUUCUUGGCGUGGCAGAGCCUACUGUGCUCAUGUACACAUUCAUGUUUAACUUUGCUAAGGAUAUACCUGAUUUGGGACCAGAACUUUUUCUAGCAUGGACUGGGUGGGUAUGUGUGUGGACUGCAAUCUUGCUGUUCUUGCUGGCUAUUUUAGGGGCUUGCUCCAUUAUCAAUAGGUUUACUCGGUUGGCUGGAGAAAUGUUUGGUCUUCUCAUUGCAAUGCUCUUCAUGCAGCAAGCUAUUAAAGGACUUGUGGAUGAGUUCUGUAUACCCCAGAGAGAAAAUCCAAAAUUAACAGAACUCAUACCAUCAUGGAGGUUUGCGAAUGGAAUGUUUGCUUUAGUAUUGUCAUUCGGCCUUCUUUUUACUGCAUUAAGAAGCCGAAAAGCACGGUCAUGGCGAUAUGGAUCUGGCUGGCUUCGAGGCUUCAUAGCAGACUAUGGUGUGCCAUUGAUGGUUCUAGUCUGGACUGCUAUUUCCUACAUACCAGCUAGUAGUAUUCCAAGGGGGAUUCCUCGGCGCCUUUUUAGUCCAAAUCCAUGGUCUCCCGGUGCCUAUGAAAACUGGACAGUAAUUAAGGAUAUGCUAAAUGUGCCUCUUCUCUAUAUAAUUGGAGCUUUUAUUCCAGCAACAAUGAUUGCAGUGCUUUACUAUUUUGACCAUAGUGUAGCAUCCCAACUUGCUCAACAGAAAGAAUUUAAUUUGAGAAAGCCACCUUCUUUUCAUUAUGAUUUACUUCUUCUUGGGUUCAUGGUCAUCUUGUGUGGUCUUCUUGGAAUCCCUCCAUCAAAUGGUGUUAUCCCACAAUCUCCUAUGCAUACAAAGAGUCUGGCGACUCUUAAGCACCAGUUGUUACGUAAUCGGCUUGUUGCCACAGCACGGAAAAGUAUGAGUAAGAACUCAAGCUUAGGACAAUUAUAUGGAAGUAUGCAAGAAGCCUACCACCAGAUGCAGACUCCAUUGAUCUACCAGGAGGCAUCAGCUCGACAGGGAUUAAAGGAUCUGAAGGAGUCAACAAUUCAAAUGGCUUCAAGCAUGGGGAAUAUUGAUGCCCCUGUUAAUGAGACUGUAUUUGAUGUUGAAAAGGAGAUUGAUGACCUUCUUCCAGUUGAGGUCAAAGAACAGCGACUGAGCAAUUUACUUCAAGCUUUAAUGGUUGGAGGCUGUGUGGCAGCCAUGCCUGUCCUUAAAAAGAUUCCAACCUCUGUGCUUUGGGGCUACUUUGCCUUCAUGGCCAUUGAAAGCUUACCUGGCAAUCAAUUCUGGGAAAGGAUCCUUUUGCUUUUCACUGCUCCAAGCAGAAGAUUCAAAGUGCUUGAGGAGUACCACGCAACUUUUGUGGAAACGGUGCCCUUCAGGAUAAUUGCAACUUUUACAGUCUUCCAGUCGGUUUAUUUGUUCAUAUGCUUUGGGAUUACAUGGAUCCCAAUUGCUGGGGUUCUUUUCCCUUUGAUGAUCAUGCUUCUGGUUCCUGUGAGGCAAUACCUUCUACCCAAGUUUUUCAAAGGAGCCCACCUGCAAGAUUUAGAUGCAGCAGAGUACGAGGAGUCACCAGCUUUACCAUUCAACCUAGCAACUGAGGGAGACAUGGUUAUCAGAGCUUUAGCAGAGGGAGAGCUUCUAGAUGAUAUGAUUACUCGAAGUAGGGGUGAGAUUAGGCGCACCUGCAGUUCAAAGGUAACGAGCUCCACUGCAACUCCAGCGAACAACCCAAAAACCUUACAAAGCCCUCGGUUCUCAGAGAAGACAUAUAGCCCUCGUUUAAAUGAACUGAGAGGGGAUCCAAGUCCUUGGCUUGGCGGAAGAGGCCACCAGAGUCCAAGAACUAGUGAAGGAAGACCAUCUAAUUUGGGACAAAGUCCUUGUAUUUAACUUAGAAAUCACUAAGAUGAUAGACUUGUUUGGUAAAGAACUUCUGGCAGUUUUUCUUCUUGUUUACUUGGCCUGUGGCUGACAUCAAUGUAAAAUCUUCUUUAUUCUGCAAUUUCUAGAGAAAUCUGUAAUCAUGGUUAUGUAUAAAUAAUGCAAGUGAAUGUUUUUCUGCUUUUAA
Molecule: messenger RNA, 3072 nt
Organism: Nelumbo nucifera (sacred lotus)
Lineage: Eukaryota; Viridiplantae; Streptophyta; Magnoliopsida; Proteales; Nelumbonaceae
Product: putative boron transporter 2
Biological process (GO): monoatomic anion transport; monoatomic ion homeostasis; transmembrane transport
Cellular component (GO): plasma membrane
Molecular function (GO): solute:inorganic anion antiporter activity
Source: RefSeq, a predicted model, not a curated record